AUGCAAACUGUCCACCAUCUUUCAACUGUGGAUCUCUUGGCCUCAUUCAGUUUCUUUUCACAACCGCACUGCGGCGUGUUGGCCUUACGUGGCUGUCAAGAACACGACCCAUCUGCCCCUAACACCGUCCAACUAACCACCACAACAUCAACAUGGUACACUGUUCACUGGGUUGAACCUCGUACCAUAAUAAUCCAAGUGGCCCACCUCUUUAACACCAUGUUCCACGAUUCAGCUGGCAAUACAAGGAUAGCGUACAACCCAUCCCUUUCAAUUUUUAUCAGCAAAGGAAAAUUCUAUUGCGCCAAAGGGGGUAGAAGUUGGGUGGUGAAAAAUCUGAAUAUGAUACUAGCAGUCGGACCAGGUUCUAAAGGAGCUUUGGUUUAUGAGUUUAUGUCUAAGGGAUUUGAAGAAAAUGCCCAAUUGACAGAAAGUAUGGUUUCAAUAUUUGGUGCUAGAGGAACAGCAGGCUACAUUGCUCCAGAAGUUUUUUCUAGAAAUUUUGGUGUAGUAUCACAUAAGUCGGAUGUUUACAGUUAUGGAAUGAUGAUCUUGGAAAUGAUUGGAGGAAGAAAGAAUUUUAAAGAUGAAGUAGAUCCAUCAAGUGAAAACAUACUUUCCUGA
This is a messenger RNA of Sphenostylis stenocarpa, 624 nucleotides long. NCBI's taxonomy places the organism in Eukaryota, Viridiplantae, Streptophyta, Magnoliopsida, Fabales, Fabaceae. The record is from the annotation of a GenBank genome assembly.